Molecule: messenger RNA, 1474 nt
Organism: Anopheles moucheti
Lineage: Eukaryota; Metazoa; Arthropoda; Insecta; Diptera; Culicidae
Product: zinc finger protein 83-like
Exons: 3
Coding region: 1-1251 (416 amino acids)
Cellular component (GO): nucleus
Molecular function (GO): zinc ion binding
Source: RefSeq, a predicted model, not a curated record
AUGAGUCCAGACGCUCUGUGUCGAAUAUGUGCUUCUACUGACACUACACUUGAUAUGGUGGACAUUUUCGAUGAUUAUGAAGCCGAAGAGCAUAUUGCUGAUAUUCUGCUGGAGCUAGCAGGAAUAAAGGCAACUAUUGAUGAUGGAUUUCCUCGAAAUUGCUGUACACGAUGUCAUUCCGACCUUACCAGCGCUGUAGCCGUACGAAGGAAAUGUAUUGAAUCAGAAAAACUCUUCCAGGCAUCUCAAGUCUGCUACUCUCCUCUCAUCGAUGAUCACUCAGAUAAUGACUCCAUUAUAUCUUCUGAACAGGAGCAAACUCCAAGUUACCAUUGUUACGAAUGUGUAAUAGAUUUCUACAGCUCGGAAUCGCUUAAAGAACAUUAUCAAUCAAAGCAUGCCAACGCUAUCCAUGGUUGGAAAAGUUUCGGAAUUAGUGAAAUUUCCUUGUUCGAUACAACUGAUGAAGAAGAGAAUGAAAUAAUAGCUACCGAUGUAGAGUCAAAGCCUGAAAAACCAUCGUCCAAAAUGUAUUAUUGCUGUGGAUGCUUAUUGAUGUUUGAUACAGAUAUCGAACUGCGACAGCAUUCCGAUGCGGUACAUGCAUCAAACGCAAUGCAGAUUAAUGAAAUUCGCACAUUUCAGUGCAACAUAUGCUAUCGUUUGUUUACAAAUGCAUGCGCGCUGGAAAAUCACCAAAAUAUUGAAUAUUUCACACGCUUCCAGUGUGCAACAUGCGGAACACUGUUCGGCCAACUGGCGCAACUAACGCGCCAUGAGUUUAAACACAUGCGUGGAAAAUUCACGUGUGAUAUAUGUGAUAAGAUUUUUUCUAAUCCAGGAUCCAUGAAUAGUCAUAUGAAAAGGUUUCAUACAAAUGCGAAAGCUACUAAAUCGCAAGAAAAACACAUUUGCAAUCAGUGUGGAAAAAGUGUUAGUUCGGCUGCGUAUCUGAAAACACACAUGCGGCUACAUUCUAACGAGGAACCAUUUGCUUGCACCAUAUGUGAGGCCCGUUUUAAACUGUACAGAUAUUUGAAAUGGCACAUGGCAGUGCAUAACGGGCUGCACAAAUGCAAGGAGUGUGACGCUUCAUUCAAGAGUCCAUCCGAGCUUCAGGAUCAUAUGAACAGCCACGUCGGAUCAAGGGAGUUUAGUUGCACCUUUUGUGGUAGCAAUUUUUGUACGAAACAAAAUCUUUGUAAGCAUAUGAGAAAAGUGCAUGGCCACUACAAAAGAAAGAAAAUGUAGGCUUUAUUUCAAUGCGGCUCGUUAACUGUGCACUAGUCACGUGUAUUUCGUUUUAAACAAAAUUAUCCUAUUUUUAUGACAAUUAGUAGACCAUUCGGCCAAUAAAUUUCAAAAAUAUUAUAGUUUUCAAAACAUGGUUCAUCAAAUUUGGUCCGAAUUGUAACGAACAUCAAUAAAACAUCUCGAUUUCGUUAAAAUGCAGAGCUUCGUUCGCAGCGUGACA